CAAUCAACAGACCAAGUGGCACUACUGCUGUUUGUGGGCCAGGAUGGCCAACACGACGCCACCGCAGACCACAUGGCCGUUAGCUACAUCAAGGGCUAUGUCGUUCUCACCUGGAAUCUUGGCUCAGGUCCACGUAGGAUUUUCACCCCUAGAGCAGUCUUCAGCAAGUCAGGUGCUGUUCACCUGGUCAAGUUUUGGACGUGUCGGCCCACAAGCAUGGCUGCAAGUCGACAACUUGGACAACGUGACAGGGACUUCUCCCGGCAGGAUGACCGAACUCAACACAAAACCCACAGUUUUUACAUCGGAGGCCACAAGUUUGUCAACUUCAGCGGGCUCCCGCACGACCUCCCCCUUCACACAGGGUUCACCGGUUGUAUCUAUGGGGGUGGAAUUUCGGGCGGGUCGUGUGAACGUGGCUGUCAGCCAGGUACGAGCACAGAGCAUUGUGGGUCGGCCAAACGUCGGCCAAUGUGGGACCUCCCAUUGCCACAACACAACAUGCCUCAACGGAGGUGCCUGCCUUGAUCAUGGAGCUACAUUCACGUGCCUCUGCAAGGACGGGUGGUUCGGACCAGUGUGUGCUCUAAGAUACAACCCCUGUGACAUGAGUCGGCACAACUGCUCCAGUGGUGCCACCUGUGUACCACUCGAGACUGGCUACCAGUGUGACUGUCCGUUUGGCAGGGUUGGCAAGUACUGUGAGAGAGAAGAGGUGCUGACCGACAUUAGCUUCACGGGGCUGCGAUCAUUUUUGGCCAUCCCCAAGGCCGAACUACACCUGUACCAGACCUGCGUAGAAUUUGAGCUAAGACCAUCCCAGGACCGAGGUCUGGUCUUGUUUACAGGACACCCACACAGUCCAUCCUUCUUGUCCAUAGCCCUUCACGGGGGCAUACUAGAGCUCAGGCUCAAUACCAUCGGAGGUCAACGCAGGAAUGGAGAUGUGUUGGUGGUGCGCAGUGGUCGAGUACUGGCUCUUGCCACCUGGCAUACAGUGCGUGCUGGUCGUUAUGGGAAUCGGGUGUUCCUGUGGGUCGAUGGUGCUGUCACGGCAGCGUCUCUGUUACAGGGAGAAUCUCUCCUGCCUUCCAGCCAUCCCAUCUAUAUAGGAGGUGUACCAGACCUGAGCCAACUUCCACCUGGUGCGAUGGCCGGUCUUCCGGUGGCUCUGACCGGAUGUGUGCGCCGAGUCGCCCUCAACUGGCGACCGGUACAGUUAACGGCCACUCAGGUGCUGGCUGCCCGCAACGUUGAUGACUGUGAUGGUACAGCUUGCGGAGGUGACGUGUGCCUACAUGCUGGUACCUGUUGGCUUGACACUAUGCUCAAACCCCACUGUACUUGCACCCAGGAAUUCACAGGGGAAAGAUGCGAGUCAUUAGUUUCCUGUCUCGAUUUACCUUGUGAAAACGGUGGACUUUGUAUAAAGAGUUCUGGAAGCAAACCUGUAUGUCAAUGUCCAGUCGGGUGGGAGGGUCCAUUCUGUUCACAAGCUCUGCCUGCAGGAGCAGCACACUUUGGUGGCAACAGUUAUCUCCUUGUUGAUCCUCAGUCAAGCCUCGCGGACCGAGGGGAGAUCGGCUCCCUCCGGCGCACCGAUAUAGACUUCCUGUUCUUAAACUUCUCCACAGCACAUCCACAAGGCAUGAUUCUAUGGAGUUCUCAGGAUGAAGAAUUCGUUGGAGUGGGCUUGGAGGGAGGACUGGUGAAACUCGCCUGGUCGUGGAAAGGACAAGAGGCAACUGUUGUGACACUACCAGGAGCUACAGUGGCUGACGGCAACUGGCAUGACAUCACCGUCAACUUCUCCAGUGACAACAUCACCGUCUGGAGUGACAGGGGAGACCCUCUCUCGUUCAUCAGUGACGGCCAGCGACCCAUUCUCACUGAUGGGGUCAUUCAUCUAGGGGGUUUUCCCAAAUCAAAGAUCACGAGCAAGGAAACUCGUGGCAUCUAUAGAGAAUCGUUUCAAGGCUGUGUCCGCGAGAUCGUGUGGACCGAUCACGAGGGCAUCACCGACUUCACGCGCUACAAGGGGGAGAACAUAAGGAGCUGCCCGCUCUUCGGCAACUGAAGCUGUCUCAAGAUCAAAACGUCACUGCCAGUACCAUUUAGAAUAUUAGGGAGCACUUUUACGUCAUCAAGCAUUUGAAUCUGUUAUAGACGUUUCAUUUGAACAUAUGCGUUGAUUUUAAACGGUUUUCAUUAUCGUGAACUAACUGUCAGUAUUUUAAUAAUAAGUGAACGUAAAAGUUAGAUUUUUAAAAUUAUUAUUUUCUUUAGGGUUCUACUAAUGUACUUUGCAGUAUUUUGUUUCAUUAUUUUCUAAACUCCUCCAGGUGUUAACAGUUUGCAUUCUUCUUCCAGUACGAUCAACUACAAAAUAUUAAUUUAAUAUAAUGGAAUGCACUAACAAUGAGACUAACACUUAACUUGUAUGUUUUAUUGAAUUAACUAUUUCUAAGUAAAAUGAAUUUUAAUGAAAAUUGGGGCUUUAAGAGCAUGUGAACAAUCUUACAGUUUAAACACUUUUCCUCUCAUAUUUUUGGACUGUACAGUCAUGGAAGAUAUCUCAUUUUAAAAAUAUACUUAAUAAAUUUCCAAAUGUUUUUUAGAUUUUUAAAUAUUUUUUAUUUAUUUAGAAAAAAAUGCUUUUUCUAAACAUUUUUGAAUUUUGUUGGUUAAAUACUAAUAUAGUAGCCUAUACUCUUUACGUAAACAAAUUAAAAGCGUUUUAAUUCAAGUGGAACCAUAUUAACCAUAUGUUUAAAACUAUCAAGAAUCCCUUGUUAUUUUAAGACCAAACAUAAAGUUAUAAAGUGUUGAGGAUUAAUAUUAUUCUUAAAG
Messenger RNA from Homalodisca vitripennis (glassy-winged sharpshooter), 2850 nucleotides. Its product is annotated as protein eyes shut-like. The coding region runs from base 44 to 2077 and encodes 677 amino acids. The transcript is spliced from 12 exons. NCBI's taxonomy places the organism in Eukaryota, Metazoa, Arthropoda, Insecta, Hemiptera, Cicadellidae. Gene Ontology annotation, molecular function: calcium ion binding. The record is from RefSeq and is a predicted model, not a curated record.